AUGUCCAUCCUAUUAACCUACCGGUUCACCUACUGGUCCAGACAUGGCGUCAAAGGACCUAAACGUAUAGGAAUUGAGGGAUUCUUUAUGAAAGUGAGCGACUUUUACACAAAAAACUGGCAAAAAUACGGCCGUAUAUUCGGUGCAUACGAUUUGUUUGGCAAAUGGCUUAUUGUGAACGAACCGGAACUCCUACGAGACAUCCUGGUCAAGGACUUCCACAUAUUCCCCGAUCACCUACAUUUCAACCUGGGCAACACCAACCUGGCGAAGGCCUUGUUUUUUCUCAAUGGCAACGAUGAGGAGUGGAAACGGAUCCGCACGAUCACCAGUCCCUCGUUUACGUCGGGAAAGUUGAGGGCAAUGAUGGGUAGUAUCGGGGGUAUUGCCGACCAGUUUGUCAAGAAUCUGGAUGAAUAUGCCGUAAAUGGAAAAACGGCUGAUAUGCGCAAAUACAUGGGUGCCUUUGCCAUGGAUGUGAUCAGCGCCUGUGCCUAUGGUAUAAACGUGGAGUCCAUUAAUAACGCCAAUCAUCCCAUUGUAGUGAACGCUAAGAAGAUCCUAUCCGUGGACACGAGUUUCAGUUUUAUGCUGUCCAUACUCUGCCCAUCAAUAGCCAGGUUCUUUAAACUGGAACCGUUUAAUGUGAAUGCAAUUAACUUUUUCAAUAACCUAACGGAACAAAUAGUCGCCGAAAGGAAGUCAGCGAUGAAUACUGACUGUUAG
This is a messenger RNA of Oppiella nova, 726 nucleotides long. The record is from the annotation of a GenBank genome assembly. NCBI's taxonomy places the organism in Eukaryota, Metazoa, Arthropoda, Arachnida, Sarcoptiformes, Oppiidae.